This is a messenger RNA of Gasterosteus aculeatus aculeatus (three-spined stickleback), 1705 nucleotides long. The record is from RefSeq and is a predicted model, not a curated record. Lineage: Eukaryota; Metazoa; Chordata; Actinopteri; Perciformes; Gasterosteidae.
GGCACUCUGCAGAGCCACAGACACAAAGAGGCACAACAGUUCAGCCAUGGGUGGAGGAGAGUCAACACCUGCUGAUCCUCCUAAAAUACAUUUUGGUCAGCCAUGGAGGGAUGUAAAAACAGGCUACCUGAAGAAUUAUACAUUUCUGAAUUCUUACAAACCUGGACACCCAGAUGUCAAAAAUCUGAGAAUUUUGCUUCACGGACCAGUCGGGGCUGGAAAGUCCAGCUUCAUCAACUCUGUUCAAAGUGCUUUAAGAGACAGAGUUGCUAUUUCAGCUCAAACGGAUGCAACCUCUGGAAGCAGCUUUACACGGAAAUACGAGACUUAUGAAAUAAAAAAAGACGAUGGAAGCUAUUUCUCUUUCAUUUUCAAUGACAUAAUGGGCCUUGAGGAAAAGACCGACAUGGGAGUGAAAGUGGAAGAUGUGAAACUGGCCCUAAACGGACACGUGUCAAAAGGUUAUCAGUUCAAGUCGGACCUCGAGAUUCAGGAGAAUGACAAAUACUACAACUCAUCUCCCACUCUGAAUGACAAAGUUCACGUCCUGGUGUCUGUCAUUCCUGCUGGUUCAGUGUCUAUAUUAAGUGAUGGAGUUGUGAAGAAGAUGAGAGAAGUCAGACUAGCAGCCAGUGAUAUGGGAAUUCCUCAACUGGCUAUUCUGACUAAAAUUGAUGAAGCGUGUCCUGAAGUGAACACAAAUAUGGACAAAGUAUAUGGCAGCAUAUACUUGAAGGAACUGGUUGACAAAUUCAGUGUGUUGCUCGGCAUUUCUCCAAACUGCAUCUUUCUCGUGAGGAACUACCACGAGGAAAUCGACACCAAUGAUGACAUGAAUGCGCUGAUCCUGACUGCAGUGAAACAGAUGAUUUACUUUGGAGAAGACUUUGUCGACAAGCUGUAGACCUUCAAACUGCUGAGACGUGUGGUGGAAAUUUGUGGAUUAAGCCCUUGUGAGAAAUCAAAAGUAUCUUAACUAGAAUAACUAGAAUAUAGAAACAUGAUAAAGAAUACAGAAAUCAUCAACACAAACAGUAAAGACCGCGGUCAAAGGACUACAAUUCACAUGAAAAGGGGCAGAUUGUUCUUUCUCCCACAGAGGAGCUAGAAGAUCUGACCAAGUUUCUGGGGGAGAACAGGAGCUUUUAUACACCGGAGAGGUUUGUGUCUAGGAAAACAGAAGACCCCCCCUACAAAAGGAAGAUUUGUUGUAAACAGAUGUCGCUGGGAGACGCCCGUGACCCCUCCCUUAAACGGGCCCAGUCAAUCAUAGUUUUCCAAGUAAGGAAAGGUUCCUGAGACAAUCACAAUUUCCAGCUCAACCAAUUCUCCCCCAACAAGGUGAACCUUAGCAUGACAACAUUGCUUUGAAUACUUUCUAUUACGCAUUUGUGCAGGGGCAUGUUCUUAACAUGAAACCAGGUACAUAAUUUAAGUUACAUAAGAAACUUUUACUCAACACCGGUGUGAAAUCAUUUAACAAGACAUUUAUUAAAUGCUUGCAAGCAUGGAACAGAGUCAAAACAUUGAUCGAGUAAUCAUCGAUCUGGUAAAUAGAAGAUCAAAACAAAUAGUUAAGUCUAGACGGGGCUAAAUUUGAUUGGAUAAUCAGACUAAUACAAGUUUGAAUGUUUUUAAUGUGUAUUUACACAUGCAUGCUAUACUGCUGUUUACGUAAACCCACAAUAAAUAACAAAUAAUUACA